UGUUAUUUCAUAUUUGGCGAUUCCUUGGUUGAUAGUGGCAAUAAUAAUGGACUGUCUACAAGUGCAAGAGUCAAGUAUCCACCUUACGGGAUUGAUUUUCCUGCUGGCCCCACAGGAAGGUUCACUAAUGGAAAAACCGUCGCAGAUAUAAUCACCGAGCUUUUGGGUUUGAAAGAUUAUAUUCAACCAUUUGCCACAGUUACAGAAUCAGAAAUAAUCAAUGGUGUGAAUUAUGCAUCUGGCUCCUCAGGAAUUCGUGAUGAGGCUGGACGUAAUUUGGGUACUCAUGUUGGCUUCAAUCAGCAAUUAAACAACCACAAGAUUACAAUAUCAAGCUUGACUAAAACUCUAAAAGAUUCAACUGCAGCUCACCUUAAUAAAUGCCUAUAUACUGUUGGAAUGGGCAGCAAUGAUUAUAUAAACGACUACUUUCUGCCUCGCUCCGCAACAAGCACUCAGUAUACUCCUGAUCAGUUUGCAGGUGUUCUUAUCGAUCAAUAUUCUAAGCAAAUCAGGACGUUGCACGAUGCUGGUGCAAGAAAGAUUGCCUUGUUUGGUUUAGGAGCAAUUAGCUGCACUCCAAAUUCAAUUGUUUUAUUUGGCAAGAAUGGUACAUGUGCAGAGAGAAUUACUGGUGCAGUUCAGCUUUUUAAUGUCAGGCUAAAAUCUCUUGUUGAUCAACUCAAUAAAGAAUUAACCGAUUCGAAAGUUAUUUAUAUCAAUUCUACUGGAACGUUAGGAAGAUAUCCUAAUAAGCUUGGUUUCAAGGUCUUCAAAUCUAGCUGCUGUCGAGUUAACAAUGUUGGUCUCUGUAAUCCAAGCUCAACUGCAUGUCCUAAUAGAAACGAGUUCAUAUUCUGGGAUGGUUUCCAUCCUACAGAGGCUAUGAAUAAACUAACAGCAGCAAGGGCGUUCCAUGCUGCUGACCCUUCUGAUGCUUAUCCGUUUGUCUGUGACACUAUAGCCAUCACAACAGCAUCAAAGAGAUUCUCUUCUUUAUCCCUUCUCUCAAUUUUAUGA
This is a messenger RNA of Populus euphratica (Euphrates poplar), 1020 nucleotides long. Its product is annotated as GDSL esterase/lipase At1g29670-like. Gene Ontology annotation, molecular function: hydrolase activity, acting on ester bonds. The record is from RefSeq and is a predicted model, not a curated record. The annotation marks the transcript as partial. The transcript is spliced from 6 exons. NCBI's taxonomy places the organism in Eukaryota, Viridiplantae, Streptophyta, Magnoliopsida, Malpighiales, Salicaceae.